CAGGCUGCCCCGCGGGCUCUCCCGAGACCAAGCGGCCUCUCCGUCUGCGCCGCGAAGGGAAGAUGGCGGCGCUGGUGGUUUUCUGGUCUCCGGCGCGCGGACUGCGCGGGCUCAUGCAGCGCUGCUGGGGACAGCUGGAGCGGAGUCUCCUGCGGGGGCUGCCCGCCCCCCCCUGGGCACCAGCAUUGGCUGUUCAGGCUCCAGCUACUCUUCCUGAUCCACUGGAAGAUAUUAGGGAAGAAAGUAACAAGGCUCCAAACUUUUUAGAUAGCAUCUUUUGGAUGGCAGCUCCCAAGAAGAGACGUACUAUUGAAGUGAACCGCUGCAGAAGAAGACAUCCUAGUAAACUUAUAAAACUCAAGACAAAUAUAGAUGUUUGUCCUGAAUGUGGCAAUCUGAAACAGAAGCAUGUCCUUUGUGGCUAUUGUUACAAAAAAAUUAAAAUGGAAACCGGUCUCAUAAGGAUCCAAAUAAAGGAAAAGGAAGCAGGGCCAUUUAAUGCUCCCACUGUUGAGACUGUAGUCUUGUAUGAGGGAGAGAAGCCCACAGAACAAGAUGAAGGCAAGCGGAUCAUUGAAAGAAACAGAAAACGUCCAAGCUGGUUCACACAGAAUUGAUUCCAUGGAACUAUAGAACUCCAUGUGGUCAAAAACAGUUGAUACUUCAGGAAAGAAGAAAAUGUUUAUCAAGAACAUUCAUUUUUUUAGUUCACUUAAUGCUAAGAUGGGAAGCUGUCACCUUUUGGAAAACCUACUUCAAAAGCAUUUCCUUUAUGUGGGGUUGAAUGUCAUUGCCAUAGUGUGGCAGUGGGAAAUAUCUGAAUGUAAUAGCAUCGUAGUUGUAAAAAGUAUGCUUUAAUGCUAUACUACUGUAAAUUUAAGUGGUGAUUUUUACGUAAUGGCAUAAUGUAAAAUACAUUCACAGCUGUAAAAUAAAGUAUAUUCUGUAGGGA
Molecule: messenger RNA, 952 nt
Organism: Chrysemys picta bellii (western painted turtle)
Lineage: Eukaryota; Metazoa; Chordata; Testudines; Emydidae
Gene: MRPL32
Product: mitochondrial ribosomal protein L32
Biological process (GO): translation
Cellular component (GO): mitochondrial large ribosomal subunit
Molecular function (GO): structural constituent of ribosome
Source: RefSeq, a predicted model, not a curated record